Exophiala dermatitidis NIH/UT8656 is the source of this 1680-nucleotide messenger RNA. RefSeq lists its product as uncharacterized. The coding region runs from base 1 to 1680 and encodes 559 amino acids. Gene Ontology annotation, cellular component: mitotic spindle; chromosome, centromeric core domain; monopolin complex. NCBI's taxonomy places the organism in Eukaryota, Fungi, Ascomycota, Eurotiomycetes, Chaetothyriales, Herpotrichiellaceae. Gene Ontology annotation, molecular function: microtubule site clamp; protein binding. Gene Ontology annotation, biological process: homologous chromosome segregation; attachment of mitotic spindle microtubules to kinetochore; meiotic sister chromatid segregation. The record is from RefSeq and is a predicted model, not a curated record. The transcript has 2 exons.
AUGAGAGGCAUCGCAGACCUAGUCGAGUCCGCCAUGGAGGAUUCGACAACCAACUUCAUCGACGAAAACUCGAUCUUGUCUUCGGCUUCCGACGCGAGCGCCGCCGCAAGUGCAGCCCAAGCCCAACCCGCGCAGGCGAAGAGAGGGAAGAAACGGCAUCGCGUCACCAUGCCCACCAAGACGAGAUCAAAGGUUCAGAAAGUCGCGCCCGCCCCUGCGCCGACAACAGGCGCGAAAAAAGCCGCCGCGACCAAGCGCACGACCACGGCGAAACGGAAGGCUCAGGCUCUGGAAGAACACAUUGAGGAGACAGAAACCGCGGACAAUGGGAAUGACGAUCACAAUGAUGUUGAAGUCACCCAGGAAGUGGUUGAACCGAAACGCAAAAAGGUCGCCCGGACCAAGCAAUCCAAGGCCAAUGCGACCAAGAAAGCGGCAGUAGAGGCCAACAAUGAACCGACAGAGGAUGGAAUGGAUGUCGAGGCGUCACCGGUGGCCAAUGUACGACCGAACAACCGCACCAACACUAAAGAUGCAGCUCCCAAAAUUGCAAAGAAAUCGUCCAAAGCUACUACUACAUCCAAAAAAGCGUCCUCUGCCCAGCAGCAACAGCAGCAACUCAAGGCUACCGUCGAGGCAGAAGAAGAGCAGCAGUCCGAUGCAGUCGAUGAAAUGGAAGAAGAGGAGGAGGGCCCUAGACCGGCGGUCGUCACAACAGCAGCGGCAGCAAAACCAAUACCGAGACAAAACCGCGCCACAGGCACCACCAGAGACACUUCCAGAGCGAGACAUGAGCCGACGACAAUAGGAUAUGCAGCGCAACGAAGGGCAGGGAGCGCAUCCGACACCGACAACAGAGGAGGAGACCCCAGCCUCCGCCGCAAACUAGGGGACAUUACACGCAAAUUCGAGAACGUGGACCUCAAAUACCGCAAUCUCAAAGAAGUCGGGAUCCACGAAGCCAGCACGAACAUGGAGAAACUGCGCAAGCAAUGCGACGCCGCCAUGGCGGCGUCCAACGACUUGAUUGCAUCUCUGAAAAAAGAGCUGGCUGCCCAGGCUCCUCUGGCCCAAGAAGCCCGCAAGCUCAAGAAACAGAUGCAGACCCAGGAGCAAGAAAUGGUGACCAUGCGCAAGGCUCUUUCUGACCUGGAAAAUUCGUUAUCCGCCGCCCAAAACGAGAACAAGGCUCUGCAGGCUAAACUGGCCGCGGCCCGAGCGCCUUCUGUCGAUAACAAUAAUAAUGCAAGAGGAGCCAAAACACCAGGAAGCGCCAUGAAGGCUGUUGUUGCCCAACGACCAGCAAUGAUUGGAAGUGCAGAAGCCGCUCAAGCUGCCCAGAUCGCACAGAUGAAGGAAGACCUGUACAGCGACUUGACGGGUCUGAUUAUUCGAAGUGUCAAGAGGACAGACGAAGGCGAUACUUAUGACUGUAUCCAGACUGGUCGGAAUGGCACACUCCAUUUCAAGCUGUACGUCGAUCAAGAGGAUGCCAGGACCGCCAGCUUUGAAGAGACGGAAUUCCUGUACACGCCUCUCCUGGAUGCCAAUCGUGAUCGCGACAUGAUCGAGUUGAUGCCGACUUAUCUGACUGAGGACAUCACGUUUGCGAGACAAAAUGCCGCGAAAUUCUAUGGUCGGGUCGUGGAUACCUUGACCAAACGGCGAGCCGAGGAAUGA